Salvia miltiorrhiza (redroot sage) is the source of this 600-nucleotide messenger RNA. RefSeq lists its product as uncharacterized. Gene Ontology annotation, cellular component: nucleus; cytoplasm. Gene Ontology annotation, molecular function: 3'-5' exonuclease activity; nucleic acid binding. NCBI's taxonomy places the organism in Eukaryota, Viridiplantae, Streptophyta, Magnoliopsida, Lamiales, Lamiaceae. The record is from RefSeq and is a predicted model, not a curated record. Gene Ontology annotation, biological process: nucleobase-containing compound metabolic process. The coding region runs from base 1 to 600 and encodes 199 amino acids. The transcript has a single exon.
AUGAUCAUUCACUCAGUCAAGUUCGAGGGCAAAAUCAUCGAAACUACUGUGACAAAUAAGGCCAAUGUGGCUGAUGAUUGGAUGCGUAGUAUCAAGAGGUUGUUAAAGCAACAUCAAGGCCAUCAAAUCAUUGGAAUGAGCUGCAAAUUCAUUCAUCAUCCAAUUCUGUCUAUGAGCAACAAAACUGCACUGUUGCAGCUAUGCUUCCAAACAAAAUGCCUCAUUCUUCAACUCCUACACAUGGAUUCCAAUCCUCUAGCUUUGAGGGAUUUCCUCAGUGACUCUAACACUACGUUUGUUGGCAAUGACAUUCGGAAGAACUCACAGAAACUUCAACAAGAGUAUGCAGUCCGUGUUAGCCGUAUAGUCGACAUACAUUAUCUAGCCGAGAAGUGGUUUCCUGUGAGCUAUAAAGGUAAACCUAGUAUGAGGGCUCUCGCUUAUGGCAUUGUUGGAUUCUCUGUGAGGAAAUGCAGAGAUAGAGGUAACAUCAAAGGAGACUGGGAAUCAAGAUUUCUCGAUACUGAGUUGAUCGAGCAAGCAUGUGUUGAUGCCUACACAUCUUACAGUAUUGCUCACAAAUUGCUUAAAGAUGGCUAG